CCCUUGGAGACGCCGUAGCGGUUAUCCACGCAGUUUCCGCCCAACAGGAAGUGAGCGGAGUCCAGCGAAAGUGUGAGUGAACUGUCAAAACAAACCAAUAGCGACAAAAUUAUCUCUUCACUCAGAGCGUCCGCACAUCUAAAGAGGUCCCUUCACCACCAUGGACAACAUGCCUAACCCUCUGCGGUGUUUCCGUGAGCAGCAAUCGGCAGAAAUGUUCUUGGAUGACGGGGUAGAGACGGUGACUUCUGUGGAGCAGCACUGACUCCAGUUCAGGAAAUGAGCUUUGAGGUGAGGAAGAGGAUGAGGUGGAAAUGAGGGAAGCGAGAGCAGUGAUGGCGGAUCAGGCAGAUGAAGAAGAGGAGGAGAAAGAUGCAAUGAGAAAAAGAUAAUGAAAAUAUACAGGUUACAGAAAAAGGUGGAACAAUCCAUUCAAGAAGUCAUGAGUGUUUACAAGCAAAUACACAGCUUACCACAGCCAACGUUGUUGCGGGAACAACACUACCAGUAUCUCAAGAAGGGCUUACGUCAUUUAUCAGAUGCUUAUGAGUGUCUGGAUGCUAGCCGACCGUGGCUUUGCUUCUGGAUUCUUCACAGUCUGGAGUUACUACAGGAGCCCAUUCCUGCUGCCGUCGCCUCAGAUGUGUGUCAGUUUCUGGCACGCUGUCAAAGCCCAACAGGGGGGUUCGCCGGGGGACCGGGGCAACACGCCCACCUUGCACCCACCUACGCUGCCGUCAACGCCCUCUGCAUCAUCGGCACAGAUGAGGCCUAUAAUGUUAUAGACAGGGAGAAGCUGCUAGAUUUCUUGUGGUCAGUGAAGCAGCCAGAUGGCUCCUUUGUGAUGCACGUCGGUGGAGAGGUGGAUGUCAGGAGUGCAUAUUGUGCAGCUUCGGUAGCAUCGCUCACAAACAUCCUCACACCUAAACUGUUUGAAAACACAACCAACUGGAUUCUCAGCUGUCAGAACUGGGAGGGUGGUCUCAGUGGAGUACCGGGUUUGGAGGCACAUGGCGGUUACACGUUCUGUGGUACAGCCGCCCUUGUCAUCCUGGGCAAAGAACACAUGCUGGAUCUGAAAGCCUUGCUGCGUUGGGUGGUCAGCAGACAGAUGCGAUUUGAAGGAGGUUUCCAAGGCCGCUGCAAUAAACUAGUGGACGGCUGCUACUCUUUCUGGCAAGCUGGACUCCUGCCUUUACUCCACAGAGCCUUAUACAAAGAAGGAGAGUCAGAGCUGAGUCAGCAGCGGUGGAUGUUUGAGCAGCAGGCCUUGCAGGAGUACAUCCUCCUGUGCUGUCAGAACCCAACAGGAGGCCUUCUGGAUAAGCCUGGCAAGUCCAGAGAUUUUUACCACACGUGUUACUGCCUCAGCGGCCUCUCCAUAGCACAGCACUUUGGGAACAUGGACAACCAUUACGAGGUGAUCCUCGGCAAGGAGGAGAAUAGAUUGGCACCAACUCAUCCAGUUUACAACAUCUGUCCGGAGAAGGUGGCUCAGGCCCUGCAGCACUUUCUCCGGAUGCCCGUUCCCGAGGUCAGCAGGCAGCCGGGAGGCUCCGGUGAAGACAGACCGUCAGACGCCGCCGCUGCCUCCUCAUCAGCUGACCUUCAGUCCUAGUUGAUCCUCAGCAGUAACGUCACUGUGCGUUUUUUAAAACAAAAUAACAAAAAUCAGCCAGCUCUGGGGAUCGCCCCUGAGCCGGGAAGCUGUUGUCAGGUUUUUUGUGGACAAGCGGGAUAGUCGACCCUCGCUGCAGACCAGGGCUGAAGUUUGCCCAAAUAAAGGUCAACAGUUUUGCAAGGGCAGCCUCACAUUCAGUUGAAUAUGUUUGUUUUUUCUUUUUUUUUCGCUUGCAUUGUCUGUUUUCAUUCUCUGAAAUAAAGGUGGAACUUUA
This is a messenger RNA of Oreochromis aureus, 1895 nucleotides long. RefSeq names its product farnesyltransferase, CAAX box, beta (gene fntb). Bases 392 to 1618 code for a protein of 408 amino acids. The transcript is spliced from 13 exons. Gene Ontology annotation, cellular component: protein farnesyltransferase complex. Gene Ontology annotation, molecular function: protein farnesyltransferase activity. Gene Ontology annotation, biological process: protein farnesylation. The record is from RefSeq and is a predicted model, not a curated record. NCBI's taxonomy places the organism in Eukaryota, Metazoa, Chordata, Actinopteri, Cichliformes, Cichlidae.